AUUUGCCCCCCCAAAAACCCUAGUUGUCUCACAAUUUUCAGCCUCCGAAGUUCGCCGAUCAAACGAAUUGAAAGAAGGUGAUGGCUCCGAAGCAGCCAAAUACAGGGCUAUUUGUGGGACUGAACAGGGGUCAUGUUGUCACCAAGAAGGAAUUGGCUCCCCGCCCUUCUGAUAGGAAAGGGAAAACAAGCAAAAGAGUGCACUUUGUCAGAAACCUCAUAAGGGAAGUUGCUGGACUUGCGCCAUAUGAGAAAAGAAUUACUGAGCUUCUUAAAGUUGGAAAGGACAAGCGUGCUUUGAAGGUAGCUAAGAGAAAGUUGGGCACUCACAAGAGGGCAAAGAAGAAGAGGGAGGAAAUGUCUAAUGUUGUCCGCAAGAUGAGGGCUGCUGGAGGUGGUGAAAAGAAGAAGUGAAGCCUGUUUUAGUUUGUUUUGUUUUGCUAUUUGAAGAACUGAGUUUUUGUCAACAGGCAUUUUAGUUCAUGAAUUCAGUUAGUUUUACCAUGUAUUUGUUUUUCAUGUAGAGAAGACUAAGUCUAUGGUUAAGGAGUAAGGACAUGAUUUUGAACGAGUCUAAAUUAUGUAGAAUUAUGCUUUAUUAAUUCAAAAUGAUCCAUUUGUCAGUCAAGAUUUUCACUUUUUCUAGUUGCA
Coffea eugenioides is the source of this 650-nucleotide messenger RNA. RefSeq names its product 60S ribosomal protein L36-2-like. Gene Ontology annotation, biological process: cytoplasmic translation. Gene Ontology annotation, cellular component: ribosome; cytosolic large ribosomal subunit. The record is from RefSeq and is a predicted model, not a curated record. NCBI's taxonomy places the organism in Eukaryota, Viridiplantae, Streptophyta, Magnoliopsida, Gentianales, Rubiaceae. The coding region runs from base 81 to 413 and encodes 110 amino acids. Gene Ontology annotation, molecular function: structural constituent of ribosome. The transcript is spliced from 4 exons.